AUGAGCAAUAAAUCCAUUGAACAGGCAUUGGCCAACCUGCUUCCCACCCUCGCUGACUCCUUACCAAGUGACCUGGUUCAGUUAACUGCAUUUUUACUAACUCAGUCGCGAACCCAUGGAAACGUAAAGGCUGAAGUAGAAAUAGCAAGACCAUAUGCAUGCGCUGAAAUUGCUUGUAAAAGGUUGAGCAAGUCGCUAAAACUUCCCCCUCCGAUCAGCCGGCCGCCGUGCCCACCGAGGUUAUACAAGAAUCUAUAUAAACAUUUGGAUCAAGUGCUCUCAAGCUCGUCUGCUGGGCCGGAACGCCAGAAGAGGAAUGAUUCCCGGCUUCGGCCGAGACCUGCUGCAACACAAAGCCAUGAGCCAGCACCUUCUGUUGCGCGGUCAAAGUCGAAGUCGACGGUAAAUAAAUCGUCUCCGGCGAAAUCACAAAAGCGGCCUAGACAAGAAAACACGAGGGUAAUCAAAUCCACAAAGAUUCAAGAUGCACCUUCGUGGACGAUGCCAAUGAUCAGGAGGAUAUGCAAGGCGCUCUCCCCACACCUAUCAAACCUAUACCCUACUGCACCGCCAGAUGUCUCAAUAACGUUCGCUCCGCAUAUUUUUGCGGGAAUCUCGACAAUAUUAUCCCUCAAUGAGAGGGCGAUAUCUGAUAUCCCCGGGCAGUUUGAAACAGAGGAGAAGGAUUUGAUGUUGGCAGUUACAGCUGAGAACUAUGAUCUUGAAAGCGAGUCCUACCGUGCUGGAGUGAUAGCGCUCGCAAUAGCAGUUUACUUUAUGGUUCUCGUGCGUAUCCUUGGGCUAGAUCAAAACGGGACGUCUCGUGGACGAGGCACAUUUGAUGACGAUACGCUCAAAGCGCUAGCUACGGCCGCUCUAAAGAGCGAAAACGUAACCGAUGAGGACCUGGUGGUGAAGGAUGUUGAGGCAUGGAUCCUGAUUGUUAUCAAAGCCAAAUGGAUGAAUGGCCAUGACUGGUUUGAGAAUGUUCCCCAUCCUGAUAGCGCUGAGGACGAGGAGGGUGAGGGCUCUGAAGAUUCAGGGGAAGAUGAAGAUGAUGGCUAUGGUGUUAUUAGCGCCAAGAAGCGCAGAUUGAUGAAUCGAAAUUGUUACCCGGAUUGA
This is a messenger RNA of Uncinocarpus reesii 1704, 1122 nucleotides long. RefSeq lists its product as uncharacterized. The transcript has 3 exons. The coding region runs from base 1 to 1122 and encodes 373 amino acids. Gene Ontology annotation, molecular function: DNA binding. NCBI's taxonomy places the organism in Eukaryota, Fungi, Ascomycota, Eurotiomycetes, Onygenales, Onygenaceae. The record is from RefSeq and is a predicted model, not a curated record. Gene Ontology annotation, cellular component: nuclear origin of replication recognition complex. Gene Ontology annotation, biological process: DNA replication.